GUUGACAUGUUCAGACCUAUCCAGUGAAAUGAGAGCGACUGCCCCCCCAUUGCCACUGGGAAUCACCAGCUGUUGAUACAGACUUUUCUGAGACAUUCACCUCGUUUGUGGCUAUAUAUUGUGUCGGUGUCUAUCCGGUUGCAGAAUCCCUUUUUCAUUAUCACCACCACCGACGCUCGUUGUCUGCAUCUAUUCUUCUGCAUCUUUGCUCCUCGCAUCGCGCAUUCUUUUCCUCUCGUCACCCGUUUCAAAACCGAGCCAUCUGCUUAUCAUCCGCCAUCAUGCGUUUCUCCUACGCCGUUCUGCCCCUGGCUGCCAUUGUUGGCGCCCUCGAGGUCACUUCCCCCACCAAGGGCGAGGACGUCGAUGUGUCCAAGUCGUUCACUGUCAAGUGGGAUUCCGUCAGCACCGACGCGUCCACGUUCAAUCUUUACAUCGUCAACAACGCCGUCUACCCCACGGUUGAGCAGAAGAUUGCCUCCGAUGUCGAGACCUCCAAGGGCUCCUACACGGUUUCUGGGCUGUCCGGGUUGACCAACGGCAACGGCUACCAGAUCAACCUGGUCUCCGAUGCGGCCCAGAACAGCGGCAUCCUCGCUCAGUCGCAGCAGUUCGACGUGACGGGAGAUAGCUCUUCCUCCUCCAGCUCCUCUUCCAGCGCCAGCUCCAGCACCUCAACUGCUUCUUCUUCUUCUUCUUCCUCCUCCUCUUCCACCGCCUCUACCUCGGCCUCUACCACCCUCACCUCCUCCGCCAGCUCUUCUACCGGUUCCGCGUCUGCUAGCCACAGCUCCACCGCCAACGGCACCGCCGCGACCACCUCGGCCGUGGCCGGCGCUGGUGCCUCGCUGACGGCCCCUCUGUCCGGCGCUGGUGGACUGUUGAUGGGUGUUUUGGCUUUGGUUUUGUAG
Aspergillus saccharolyticus JOP 1030-1 is the source of this 911-nucleotide messenger RNA. Its product is annotated as GPI anchored serine-threonine rich family protein. The record is from RefSeq and is a predicted model, not a curated record. NCBI's taxonomy places the organism in Eukaryota, Fungi, Ascomycota, Eurotiomycetes, Eurotiales, Aspergillaceae. The coding region runs from base 282 to 911 and encodes 209 amino acids. The transcript is spliced from 4 exons.